AUGUUCACCACUUCGACUUAUAUACCUUAAAAUCUUCUUUUCUAAGGUCCUAAUAAAGGUAUAUUGUUAUAUAUACAUAUAUUAAGUUGAAAGUGGUAUAGGGCAAAAUGAAAAAAGAAAAGCAAUAGAUCAUUAUUCAUAUGCAAUAGAUUAGGAAAUAGGUAAAGGAUUCAGUAGUAGAGUAUAUAAAGGAAGAGAUGAAAGAACCUUAGAGAACGUAGCUAUUAAAGUACAAUAAUAUCUUUGUUUUAGGUGAUUGACAUGAAGAAGUUGAAGUAAUCAAUACAUACACAAUUAUUAAGAAAUGAAAUCAAAGCAUUGAAAUCCUUCAAUCACUAAAAUAUUCUUAAACUUUUUGAUGUAUAUUAAACUGAAAAUAAUACUUAUAUAAUCACAGAAUUUUGUGAUUCGGUAAUUAUCCUGUUUUUAUGAAGGGAGAUCUAGAAAAAUUUUUACGAAAAAAUUUAAAAAUCAAAGAACUAGAAGCUAUUAGAAUAUUAUAGGCAAUAGUUCAUGCAAUUAAUGAAAUAAACAUUAAAGGUUUUAUUCACAGAGAUAUUAAACCAGCUAAUAUACUUUUAAGCGGAAAUCAACCAAAAUUAGCUGAUUUUGGAUUUGCUAUACCUAUUUGGUAAGCUAGAAUUUAGUAAAGAAAUAUCAAUGUAGGUACUCCUUUAUACAUGUCACCAUAAGCACUAGGAUAGUAGGAUUAUUCAGAAAAAGGAGAUGUAUGGGCUGUAGGAGUCGUAUAUUUUGAGAUGCUUUUUGGUAAAACAUUUAAAAAUUUAAUUAGGUAGAACACCGUUUAUAGCUUAAUCAGAAGCAGCACUAUUAUAAAAUAUACUUAAUUAAUAAUUAAUUAUACCUUAAACACCAUUAGUUUCAGAGUUAUCAAAAGAUUUCAUUAAAAAAUGCUUAUAAAAAGAUGAUUGUUCAAGAUUCAAUGUAAAAGAUAUGUUUGAACAUAAAAUUAUAUAAUCAAAAAGUUUUUAAUAUAAUUUUUUAUAGGAAGAUCCUUUUUAAGAUAUAACUAAUAUUACUUAAUCUAUUAACAACUCUUAAAUAAAGAAGAAUAAAAGAAGUUAAACUUAAAAUUUAAAAAGAAAUUCUAACAAAGAUUAUAGCACUCUUUAAAUUGAUUUAGAAGGACGCAAUGAAAAAUAAUAUGUUUAGUAAGAAGUAAGUUAAAGAUCAUCAAGUUAAAAUUAGAUGUAGUUACCANCACCACUUCGACUUAUAUACCUUAAAAUCUUCUUUUCUAAGGUCCUAAUAAAGGUAUAUUGUUAUAUAUACAUAUAUUAAGUUGAAAGUGGUAUAGGGCAAAAUGAAAAAAGAAAAGCAAUAGAUCAUUAUUCAUAUGCAAUAGAUUAGGAAAUAGGUAAAGGAUUCAGUAGUAGAGUAUAUAAAGGAAGAGAUGAAAGAACCUUAGAGAACGUAGCUAUUAAAGUACAAUAAUAUCUUUGUUUUAGGUGAUUGACAUGAAGAAGUUGAAGUAAUCAAUACAUACACAAUUAUUAAGAAAUGAAAUCAAAGCAUUGAAAUCCUUCAAUCACUAAAAUAUUCUUAAACUUUUUGAUGUAUAUUAAACUGAAAAUAAUACUUAUAUAAUCACAGAAUUUUGUGAUUCGGUAAUUAUCCUGUUUUUAUGAAGGGAGAUCUAGAAAAAUUUUUACGAAAAAAUUUAAAAAUCAAAGAACUAGAAGCUAUUAGAAUAUUAUAGGCAAUAGUUCAUGCAAUUAAUGAAAUAAACAUUAAAGGUUUUAUUCACAGAGAUAUUAAACCAGCUAAUAUACUUUUAAGCGGAAAUCAACCAAAAUUAGCUGAUUUUGGAUUUGCUAUACCUAUUUGGUAAGCUAGAAUUUAGUAAAGAAAUAUCAAUGUAGGUACUCCUUUAUACAUGUCACCAUAAGCACUAGGAUAGUAGGAUUAUUCAGAAAAAGGAGAUGUAUGGGCUGUAGGAGUCGUAUAUUUUGAGAUGCUUUUUGGUAAAACAUUUAAAAAUUUAAUUAGGUAGAACACCGUUUAUAGCUUAAUCAGAAGCAGCACUAUUAUAAAAUAUACUUAAUUAAUAAUUAAUUAUACCUUAAACACCAUUAGUUUCAGAGUUAUCAAAAGAUUUCAUUAAAAAAUGCUUAUAAAAAGAUGAUUGUUCAAGAUUCAAUGUAAAAGAUAUGUUUGAACAUAAAAUUAUAUAAUCAAAAAGUUUUUAAUAUAAUUUUUUAUAGGAAGAUCCUUUUUAAGAUAUAACUAAUAUUACUUAAUCUAUUAACAACUCUUAAAUAAAGAAGAAUAAAAGAAGUUAAACUUAAAAUUUAAAAAGAAAUUCUAACAAAGAUUAUAGCACUCUUUAAAUUGAUUUAGAAGGACGCAAUGAAAAAUAAUAUGUUUAGUAAGAAGUAAGUUAAAGAUCAUCAAGUUAAAAUUAGAUGUAGUUACCAUAAUAAAAAUUAAAGCAUUCUUUAAAUACAUAAUUAAAUAAUAAUAAUAAUAAUAAUAAUAAUAAUAAUAAUAAAAUUCAAUAAAAUCAUUAAUUAAGUGCUUAAUUUAAAGCUAAUAAUGAAAUUCUGUUAUUUUAUUUAAACUAUUGUAGAUACUUAUUUAAGUUUUCAUUACAUUUAGCCAAUUCUAAAAUUUUUUAAUUUGAAAUCAGAGAUAAGAUUUUGCUUAUCUUAGGAAAAUGUAUAGUCAUUAAAAUCUGUUAAUUAUCUUAAAUUUUAAAUAAAGAAAAUAAACUAGAUAAUUAAUUUUAGCUUUUAGAAUAUGAUAAAUACAAACAAAGUGAAUAAUAUAAUGAAUUUUGUUCAGCAAUUUCUGAAUAUUAAAUAAAAUAUAUGAAGCAUUUUUAGAAUACUUUGGUAUAAGCAAUUAAAAAUAGUAAAUUGUUUUUAUUUUAAUUUAAGAUUUUUAAAUAGAUCCAAUAAUUGGUUCUUCUUGUAAUGAUUGUUUAAAUGAGAGUAAUACUGUUUAUGAAAUAGCUUUAUAUUAUUUAGAUAUGGGUCUUAAUAAAUUAUUAUUAAAUUUAAAUUAAAUAACAGUAUUAAGAUAAUCUGAUAAGUUAAUAAAUUGUGAAGUAAAAAUUUAAUAAUUUUAGCCAAAAUAAAUUUUAUUUAUUAUUGAAGGAUUGAAUAAUUGUAAAGAAUUAAUUAUGAUAAUUUAAUAAUGUAAAUACGAUUUUGGAAAAUUGUAAAAUAGAUUCUCAUUUGAUAGAAUAAUGAAACAAAAAGUAGAUCCAAUUAAUUAUAAUUUAUCAGAAUAAUUAAGUUAAAAUCAAUUUUGA
Messenger RNA from Paramecium primaurelia, 3277 nucleotides. The record is from the annotation of a GenBank genome assembly. Lineage: Eukaryota; Ciliophora; Oligohymenophorea; Peniculida; Parameciidae.